GAUAUUUAUUUAAAAAUUUAUAGAUAAAUAUCAUUGCAGUAUUUACCUACUUAAUAUAAAUUAAUUUUAAAAUCAUUUUAAAAAUGGGUAGUCUUGAUGAUAAGCUCUUGGGUGAAAAAAUUCACAACUAUUGUAGCAGCAGUGAAGACGAGGCAGAUGAUAACAAUUUGUCAAGUGAACCACCACAACCAAAUUCAAUGCACUGGUCUGGACAAGCGACCAAUACAGGCCCAAAAGGUGUAAUUAAAGAUUGGCAACGUUUUAAACAAUUGGAAACUGAAAAACGUGAGGAGGCCGAAAGGGAACGCUUAGAGCUUAUUAAAAAGUUAAGCAUAACAUCGAAGACAAACGAAGAAGACAAAGAAGCUGAGAAGCAGGAAUUGUUUGAUGCCGAGCUAGAAGAACUUAUGAAUGAUGAAUUUCUUUUGGAAUAUCAACGGCAACGAAUGAAAGAGAUGUUGGAACAAUGUGGUAAACUACCAAAAUUUGGUAUGUUGCAACAUCUGGAAAAAGGAGAACAGCUUCUAGAUUCCAUAGAUAAUGAAAUAAAAUCAGUUACUAUAAUUCUUCAUAUAUAUGAUGAGCGUUUAAGCAGUUGUAAGAUACUAAAUAAGUGUCUUCAGGCAUUGGCAAAAGAAUACGAUCACAUAAAAUUUUGUAAGAUUCAGAGUAAUUCGGCCGGAAUGAGUUUGAAAUUUAAACAACAUGGACUCCCAGCAUUACUCGUUUAUAAAAAUGGACAAAUUAUUGGAAAUUUUAUAAGAAUCUCAGAUGAAUUGGGUGAAGACUUUUGUUCUUCGGAUGUUGAAAGUUUUCUAGCAGAGCAUUCUUUGCUACCGGAUAAAUCAUGUAUUCCAGUUUUGUCACAAAACUUAAAUAAUAUAGAGGAUGAUUAAAAUUAUUUAUUAAAUUAUUUAAUAUCAAUUAUUAAGUAAACUGCUUAAAAAUAUAAUAUCAUCAAUCGUACCAAAAUUUUUAUAUUUAAACAUUAGGUAUCCCAACUAACAGUAAUUUUUUAAGUUGUUUUUUUUUUAUUUAUUAUUUUUUUUUUAAAUAAAUCACGUAUUGUAAUAUGUAUU
Culicoides brevitarsis is the source of this 1079-nucleotide messenger RNA. Its product is annotated as phosducin-like protein. Lineage: Eukaryota; Metazoa; Arthropoda; Insecta; Diptera; Ceratopogonidae. The record is from RefSeq and is a predicted model, not a curated record. The transcript has a single exon. Gene Ontology annotation, biological process: regulation of G protein-coupled receptor signaling pathway. The coding region runs from base 84 to 896 and encodes 270 amino acids.